AUGCAACAAACUGCUAAGAGAAUAAAACUAUAUAGAAGUGCCAAGGUCAAAUGUCAUCAUGAUGGCUCCCCACCCUGUCGGUCCUGCUCGUUGAACCCCGGACGGGAAUGUGUCUUGAGCACACCGAAACAUCAGUCGAAACGACAUCAAAAUUCUCUUGGAUCUAGACGAGAUCGGUUAACCCGAGUUUCCAAGUCUCCUAAAGAUAGUGAGAAUCGAGAAGCAGCGAUCGGUCGUUCCGUCUCCCACACCGAGUCCGCAAGGGUCCCACCUCACCGAAACGGUACACAAUCCUCGUCAUUCAACGGUGAGAUAAGAAAGCAGAGUAAAUUUUGGACGCAGUCAAUAGAAACGCUCGGGCCUGGGGAUCCUCUGGCAGGCCUGGAUGGCAAACUACUGAAGGAUGCUUUUUAUGUCUUUCUUCGUCAUUUCCCGGAGUUCGGGUUCUUUCAUCAGCCAACCUUCUGUAUACUCCUUGAUAAAGGAGCUAUACCAACAUUACUGCUUUGUAGCAUCCUGGCCUUAAGUGCCCGGUUUAUGCCGGAACUUGCCAAUCUCCACGGGAGUCCCGAAAAAGCCUCGGAAUAUUUUGCGAAUUAUACUCGUCAGAAUAUCAUGAGUCACGCCAUGACAGCCAUGGAUAUCCACACAGGCCAGACGCUACUCAUGCUGAGCUUGUAUGACUGGGGAAAUGGCGAUGGCUCCCGCGCCUGGGUGUAUAACGGCAUGGCUACCCGGAUCGUUCAUGGGGUUUACGCACAAGCCAAAGAAUCAGCUAAGAUGGACAUGUCUUCUUUCAAGAAUUCCCGUCUAGAAGAGGCAUGCAGGACUGUCUGGGCUUGCUUUCUACUUGACUCUAUGAUCGGAUGUGGAAAAUGCCAGGCGUCCAAUUUUUCGAUGAGCACAGGUAAGAUUCCUCUGCCCUCGGGCGAGGACGAUUUUGCGUUUGGAAAUAGUCCGUCUUCUAGACCAACCUUUAUGGAAGCGUGGGAUUUUGAAACCAAUGACUAUCACCCACAGAAUUUAUCCUUGCCGGACAAGAUGGGUUGUGACCACAGCCUCGUUUUGAUAGUCCAAGGCUUCCACAUCUGGCAGGCGAUUUCAUCUUGGGUCUCUACUGGAGGGAGAAGACGCCAGUCACCGUCAUCAAGAGAGCCUCCUUGGCGAGGCUGCUCAUUUUGGUCUCGCAGCAUGGCCGCUGUGAAAGAUUGGCGUGCGUCACAAUCUCCACAGUUGAUAUUCUCUGCGUCGAAUAUCAACAUUCACGUGUACAUUUCACGUGGCGAGGGUGAGCGUUUCGCUGUUAUUAACCUUCUCUACUACUUGAAUAUAAUCCUUCUUCACCGGGAAUAUAUCCCUUUUGUCCCUCACUUGAUCAAUCGUCCACAGGGACCAGUACAACCCCCCCUGUUGAUGGAAGAGGCUCCUUUUGGAUGGUGGGAAAAGAGUGCGCAAGACAUGUUUGCAGCUGCGUCAAAUAUCAUCGAGAUGAUGCGGGAGCUCAAUAAGGGCGGGGUUCAGUUUCAAACGCCAUUUGCAUGCUUUUGCGUCUUCAGUGCUGCGUCUGCUCUCUCAUAUGCGACUACAUGGCCGUACAUGGCACCCGGACUCGAUCCUCAAACUUCAUCAAGUCUGUUCUCAUGGGCAUCUACAUGGUUAAGCCAGGCUUGCAAAUUCUGGAAAGUCGCAAAUGGCUGGUAUAGUACCAUGCUCACACUAUGCCAACUUUAUACGCAGAUCAAAAUGGAUCCAUCUCAGAUACUGAAUGUGCGACGAGAUGUAUUUGUGGCCUUGGAAGAGAACAUCCAACGACUAGCAGGUUCCGAGACCCUGGAUCUAGGCGAUAUUCCGACCGCAAACAUUCUUCUACUGCUGCAGAGACAACAAGGGCAAACGGAGGGCAACAGCGAGGCGAGCAUGGGAGGAAGAAACAGCUUCUCCGAAAGCAAUGUAGAAACCUCUCAGGGGGUGCGCGACAUAAAUACACCAAUCUUGGUAGAGUCUGGACAAGACCCUCUCGCGCCAGUUCAUCCUCUACCCUUCUACCUGAACUCUGAGCAGGAUUUGCUUGCAAGUAUUCUGUCAGACCCCUCGGGUGACUGGACUCGGCCUUUUAUCGACACUACACAACUUCCUGGAUCGUGA
Molecule: messenger RNA, 2145 nt
Organism: Aspergillus bombycis
Lineage: Eukaryota; Fungi; Ascomycota; Eurotiomycetes; Eurotiales; Aspergillaceae
Product: fungal specific transcription factor domain-containing protein
Exons: 1
Coding region: 1-2145 (714 amino acids)
Biological process (GO): DNA-templated transcription
Cellular component (GO): nucleus
Molecular function (GO): DNA binding; zinc ion binding
Source: RefSeq, a predicted model, not a curated record